This is a messenger RNA of Cladophialophora psammophila CBS 110553, 831 nucleotides long. RefSeq lists its product as uncharacterized. Gene Ontology annotation, molecular function: oxidoreductase activity. The coding region runs from base 1 to 831 and encodes 276 amino acids. The record is from RefSeq and is a predicted model, not a curated record. The transcript has a single exon. NCBI's taxonomy places the organism in Eukaryota, Fungi, Ascomycota, Eurotiomycetes, Chaetothyriales, Herpotrichiellaceae.
AUGAGUACGACACAGGGUCAACGAAUUCCAUACGCAGCAAAACUCACUGGAAAGCGUGUUUUAGUGCUGGGAGGGACCUCCGGUAUAGGCCUGGCUGUCGCGGAGGCCGUUCGGGAAUUUGGUGCUGCAGUCAUUGUAUCGAGUUCCAACCAAAGCAAACUCGAAGCAGCGAUUUGGAAAAUUGAAAACGUUAAGUUUGAUGCCAACGCAAACAUCAGCAGUACUGCCGCCAGCGUUCGAGGAUAUCCUUGUGACUUAUACGAUCUGGACCGCUUAGAAAGCAAUCUGAAAGCAUUAUUCGACAGCGCAACGGAGGGAGGCAAGCAAAAACUUGAUCAUAUUGUAUACACGGCAGGGAACAAGGUGGGGUCGAUCCCGCUUGCGAACACCGAUGUGAAGACUAUCACGGAACAUGGCGUGUUACGAUUCUAUGUGCCGAUCAUAGUUGGGAAGUUGGCAGCCGACUAUGUGCACAGCAGUCCCCGGUCAUCAAUCACUUUCACCAGCGGCGUGAACAACAUCAAGCCACUACCGGGACGAGUCCUCAUGGCGGGCUGGGGCGCGGGGGUCGAAGGGGUCACGCGUGCCUUGGCCGUCGACUUGAGACCAGUCAGGGUGAAUUGUAUUUGUCCCGGUCCGACGCGGACGGAGCUCUUCAAUGGGUUCCCUGACGAGGUGCUUCUGCCUCUUCUGGAGAGGUACCAAAGUUCGACGAUGACGAGGACAAUUGGCAAUCCAGAGGAUAUCGCCGAGACAUAUCUGUACUGCAUGCGGGACACCUUUGUGGAUGGCACGGUCAUUCACUCGAGUGGAGGGUGUCUAUUGGCAUAA